This is a messenger RNA of Tetrahymena thermophila SB210, 999 nucleotides long. RefSeq names its product arginase. The record is from RefSeq and is a predicted model, not a curated record. NCBI's taxonomy places the organism in Eukaryota, Ciliophora, Oligohymenophorea, Hymenostomatida, Tetrahymenidae. Gene Ontology annotation, molecular function: metal ion binding; agmatinase activity. The transcript has 4 exons.
AUGAUUGAUAAAGAGUAAUCUCUUAGUAGUAAGAAUUUUAUAGGCGAUUUAAUUGAAGAAGGACUUCAUGGUUAGAUUUCACUUAUAGGGUUUCCAUAUUCAAUAGGUGCAGGGAGAGAUAACAUUUAUAAAGGAUAAGAAAAUGGUCCAGAUUGCUUGAGGAGAUUUCUGAGCAAAUUAGGGCCUGUUGUAAAUCCAGAAUAUGAAAUCAGUAUAGAAAACAUAACAAUUAGUGAUUAUGGAAAUAUACAAGUUAAUAAUAAUUCGAAUCAUGAAGAGUUAAUUUAAAAACUACAAACUAAAGUUAAAAGCGUACUCAAUAAAAAAAAUAUUCCAAUAGUAAUAGGUGGAUCAAAGGACUGUGGAUAUGCAGCAGCCUCUCCAAUUUUACAAUUAGAAGGAAAAAGUGCAGUCAUAAAUAUUAGUGGCCAUGUCGAUGUUAAUCUACCAUAUGAUGGAGAUAAACUAAGUGUCACUUGUACAGUGAGAAAAAUAAUUGAUGAUAAUAUAACUCAUAUCCAAAAUAAAGCUUCCAAAAUAUUUUUCUUUGCUACCUAAAAUUAGUUGGUGACAAACUAAUAAUUCUAAUACGUAGAAAGCAUGAAAGAUUAUGUAUAAAUGUUCCCUCUUAAUACUAUCAGGAGACACUAAACAUAAGCUUCAAAAUCUAUGUAAGAACCUUACACUUAAGCCUGCUAAAAAUUCUUAGAAUUGCUGAAUUCAUUAAAUGAUUUUUAAAAUAUCCACAUUUCAUUCUCUUUAGAAUCCAUACAUAGUUCUUAUUGUUUAGGAGUUUCAAGAAUGAGUACUGUUGGAGGCCUUACUGGUGAAGAAGCAAUAGAGAUUGCUUUUUAAGCUGGAUUAUGCAAAUAAGUUAAAGGUAUUGAUUUUACUGAUUUCAAUCCUUCAAAUGAAGAUUUUAGAACAGGAUAAUUAUUAGGGAAUCUAAUUUAUUAUUUUACUAUGGGUUAUGCUUUAAGACUUAAACAUUAAAUUUGA